AUGCCGACCAUCUUGAUCCUCAAUGGCCCCAACCUCAACCUCCUCGGCCUUCGAGAACCUCAUAUCUACGGGUCGACUACGCUUCAAGACGUUGAAAACAUAUGUAUUGAAUUAGGCAAGCAGCAUAAUGUUACAGUGGACGCAUUUCAAAGCAAUCACGAGGGCCAGUUGAUUGAUCGCAUUCACGAAGCUCGGAAUAAAGUGGAUUUGAUCGUGAUCAACCCAGCAGCCUAUACACAUACCAGCGUUGCCAUCCGAGAUGCCCUCCUUGGUGUAUCAAUACCGUUCAUCGAAGUUCACAUUAGUAAUGUUCAUGCUAGAGAGCAAUGGCGACAUCACAGUUACUUUUCGGAUAAAGCUGUUGCUUGCAUCGUCGGUUUAGGGACAUUCGGGUACGAAGCCGCUAUUCAGCAUGCGGUGCGGAAUCUUCUUCCUAAAUAUACUUCCAAGUGA
This is a messenger RNA of Talaromyces marneffei, 453 nucleotides long. RefSeq lists its product as uncharacterized. The record is from RefSeq and is a predicted model, not a curated record. The transcript has a single exon. Gene Ontology annotation, molecular function: 3-dehydroquinate dehydratase activity. The coding region runs from base 1 to 453 and encodes 150 amino acids. Gene Ontology annotation, biological process: quinate catabolic process. Lineage: Eukaryota; Fungi; Ascomycota; Eurotiomycetes; Eurotiales; Trichocomaceae.